Molecule: messenger RNA, 543 nt
Organism: Anopheles moucheti
Lineage: Eukaryota; Metazoa; Arthropoda; Insecta; Diptera; Culicidae
Product: protein spinster-like
Exons: 2
Coding region: 31-309 (92 amino acids)
Source: RefSeq, a predicted model, not a curated record
AGUACUGAUGCAUUAUCAGUCGAUACGUACAUGGACCUCGAACCCACUCAAACAAUAGCCGUUCUGUCGCAGCUGGCCGAAAAUUCUACCACCGGGCUGCUCCAGUCCAUACCGGAUGAUGAUCCACCGCUGAUCAAGUUCCGUGCCCUGCAGUGCGCAUUAUUUAGCACCUGCUUCGUGGAGAUCCUUGGGGGUGUGUUCUUCCUGAUUACAGCGAUAUACAUCGAUCGGGAUAGGGCACGGGUAGAGGCUGUUGUACUAGAACUAAUGCUGCGAAUCGAAGACUGUUCGAACCGCGACCACGGCUGAAGAGAUGUCCAAUUCAAACACUGUGUACGUCAACUUUCAACUUCAACGUUCAACUUUCAACAUUCAUACAGACAGCGCCUACUAGAUUUCCAACCUCCUGAUUUUCUCGAAGCUCCUGUUAAUGUGUUACAACAUAUUGCAAGGGCGUGUGAGUGUUUAGCGUGAAUGUGCAACCAGUUAGGUCUUACAGUAUGAUAAUGAAAUUAAAAUAGGGAACGCGCAGAAGAACAUAAA